GUCACGGAUACAACAACCUCAGCAUCAAUCAACUUGUCGCCAUCCGUGAAAACCAUUCCCCCUCACCUCCCUUUUCUUCUUCUUACUCGCUUUUUGCGGGCCUGCCAUUUACCCACUUGCUCGACAGCAAGGCAAGCCAAAGAUAAUUUUUUUUUUAAAAAAAAAAAAAACAAAGUUCGGUUCUUAAACAAGCAGACCGUCGACAAGCGCUGCCACCAUGUCCGAACGCAAAGUCCUCACCAAGUACUACCCCCCGGACUUCGACCCGUCGCUGGUCGGGCGCGCGCGCAAACCAAAGACGCAGGGGCCCAAGGUGCAGACGGUGCGGCUGAUGGCGCCCUUCUCGCUGCGCUGCGUCUCGUGCGGCGAGUACAUGUACCGGGGGCGCAAGUUCAACGCGCGCAAGGAGACGCCGCCGGGGGAGAAGUACCUGGGCAUCCAGCUGUACCGCUUCUACAUCCGGUGCACGCGGUGCUCGGCCGAGAUCGUGUUCCGGACGGACCCCAAGAACCAGGACUACGUGGUCGAGCGGGGCGCCAAGCGCAACACGGACCCGUGGAAGCGCGGGCUGGACGGCGGGCAGGAGGAGGAGGAGACGGUCGAGCAGCGGCUGGACCGGCUGGAGCGCGAGAUGGCCGAGGCCGAGGGCGAGGAGGAGCGCAACGCGAUGGCGGAGCUCGAGGCCAAGACGGAGGACGCCAAGCGCGAGAUGGCGGUCGCCGACGCCCUGGACGAGAUCCGGAACCGGAACGCCAGGCUGGAGAGGGCCCAGAGGGAGGGCGGCGCCGACGUGCUGGAGGCGGUCGUCGCCGGCGUGCUGAGGCCCGAGGAGGAGGAGAGGAGGCGGCAGGAGGAGGAGGACGCGGAGGCGGCGAGGAGGGCGUUUGCGUUUGCGCGGCGGCAGGAGGUGCUCGAGGAGGUCGUCGAGGAGGAGGAGGACGAAGGGGGAAAUGCCGGGCCGGGUUCGGGAUCCGGCUCCGGCUCCGCCUCAGCGGGAGCGUCCACGUCCGGCUCGCAUCCGGCCUCGGCCAUCGCGACACCCGACGUCGCGCAGCCACCGCCCCCGCCGAGCUUUAAGCGGCAAGUCAAGAAGAAGAAGGACCACGCCGCGUUGCUGGGCAUCAAGAAAAAGCAGCCGCUUGUCUAAAACCAAUUCUACUUGGGCAGGGUUGCAUCGUGAAGGAUGGCUAGGAACAUUGCCCCGUUUUUCUCCUUACAAACAUUUACCGGUCUCUUGAUUCUUACCGCUUUAUUGAUUCUACUUGGGCAUGAGCAAGUGGUUUCUAGCCCUGGAUCGGGCAGUCAGGAACCAGCAUUGGCUCUUCGAAUCGUUCCAACACCGCGUCACAAUUUUUUGGCUCGCUUGAGUCGGAGAAAUCUUGAUGAAGGGGAAUCAUCACGUUUAUUCGCGCCGCAACCGAGACAAACAUUUG
Molecule: messenger RNA, 1433 nt
Organism: Thermothelomyces thermophilus ATCC 42464
Lineage: Eukaryota; Fungi; Ascomycota; Sordariomycetes; Sordariales; Chaetomiaceae
Exons: 1
Coding region: 218-1147 (309 amino acids)
Biological process (GO): mRNA splicing, via spliceosome
Cellular component (GO): U2-type catalytic step 1 spliceosome
Source: RefSeq, a predicted model, not a curated record